AUGGAUUAUAAAAAGAGUAAUCUGAAGUUGUGCCGGCGGGUUUCGGCUUUAUGUCAAGUGCGUCCAAUCGUUCGAACGAGUACUCCAGUGCCCGUAGGCGACCCACCAGUCUUGAAACAAAGGCCACCUAAUAAUACUAAUAGUGGUAGUGCGCCAUAA
Messenger RNA from Dentiscutata heterogama, 159 nucleotides. NCBI's taxonomy places the organism in Eukaryota, Fungi, Glomeromycota, Glomeromycetes, Diversisporales, Gigasporaceae. The record is from the annotation of a GenBank genome assembly.